Stomoxys calcitrans (stable fly) is the source of this 525-nucleotide messenger RNA. RefSeq lists its product as uncharacterized. The record is from RefSeq and is a predicted model, not a curated record. The transcript has 2 exons. NCBI's taxonomy places the organism in Eukaryota, Metazoa, Arthropoda, Insecta, Diptera, Muscidae. Bases 1 to 525 code for a protein of 174 amino acids.
AUGAUGCACAUGAAUACACGCAGUGAUGUAUGCAUGCUGAUAAGCAUAAAGAUUUUAAGAGCGCACAACACCGAACGGGGCUCCGACUCCGACUCUGGCUCCGGCUCCGGCUCCGACUCCGGCUCCGACUGCGGCUCCGACUGCGGCUCCGACUCCGGCUCCGACUCCGGCUCCGGCUCCGGUUCCGGCUCCGACUCCGGCUCAGACUCCGACUCCGGCUCAGACUCCGGUUCCGGCUCCGACUCCGGCUCAGACUCCGGCUCCGGUUCCGGCUCCGACUCCGGCUCAGACUCCGGCUCCGGCUCCGGCUCCGACUACGACUCCGGCUCCGACUCCGGCUCCGACUCCGGCUCCAACUCCGGCUCCGGCUCCGACUCCGUCUCCGGCUCCGACUCCGACUCCGGCUCCGACUCCGUCUCCGGCUCCGACUCCGUCUCCGGCUCCGACUCCGUCUCCGGCUCCGACUCCGUCUCCGGCUCCGACUCUGGCUCCGACUCCGGCUACGGAUCAAUAGUCCCCCUCUGA